Molecule: messenger RNA, 1226 nt
Organism: Cucurbita maxima (winter squash)
Lineage: Eukaryota; Viridiplantae; Streptophyta; Magnoliopsida; Cucurbitales; Cucurbitaceae
Exons: 2
Coding region: 191-1195 (334 amino acids)
Biological process (GO): translation
Cellular component (GO): ribosome
Molecular function (GO): structural constituent of ribosome; 5S rRNA binding
Source: RefSeq, a predicted model, not a curated record
AAGUGACCCAAUUUCCUCAAUUUCACCUUCCACUGUUCGCAGUCUCGCAGCAGCUUGCCCGCGUCGCCCCUCCGAAUCGCUCACCACUUGGCUUCACUCCGAGCACCGGUUAACGGCGUCGAUCAAGCAUUUGAUAUUCAUGUAAAUUGGUGGUCGGGAUCCUUGGUUGUUCAAAAUUUGAAGUGGCUUCAUGUUCUUAAGGAGAGGGUUUUCUUUAAUUAGUCCUCACUUUGUAUUGAGGGCCUGCAGUUUUGGCUCAAAAGCAUUAGCCAAGGGAAUCCUUGGAAGCGAGAAUGAAAGGGUAGCUCAUUCAGAUAGCAUUGUAAAUGGUUCAUCCACGACUCAGCCAUCUCCACUGUUUCCUGAGGGUAAACCUCAUUCGGUUGCUUAUGAUGUUGAACUUAUAGACGAUGAUACUUGGGCAGUUUCAUUUAGUUUAGCUCGAGCAUGGGAAGGGAGAGAGAAGGGCUCAUCUGGCUUUGAUAAUAGAUACUUCUUAGAGGAUGAAGAUCAUGAUCCAAUUGAUUAUUGUGAUUCAGAGUUUGAUGAUAUUGACAACAUGAGAAUCCGGGGAAAUCUCUUCUAUAAACUUGAUCGAGGUUCCAAAGAGUUUGAAGAAUAUAGCUUUGAUUUUCAUCGGAAGAAAAAAUCUAUAAAGGAAAAGGAAGAUACGCAGCAAAACAAAAGUAAAGUGAAUGAUAAACCCAAUAAUCAUUUGGCAAGUGGCCAUGUAAAGCUUCCUGAACAUGUGAAGAACAAAUAUGUAAUAAUUGAAAGGGAGAACAAUGACUUUGAGAAGAAGCUUAGGACACCCACGUUUAAUCAGCUUACUGCUCCUUACCAUGAGCCAUUUUGUCUUGAUAUAUACAUAUCAAAAGCCUCUGUUCGAGCCUGCAUCAUUCACCGGGUCACCAGUAAGGUGGUUGCUGUGGCACAUUCAAUUUCUAAGGACAUGAAAUUUGACCUGACUUCAAGGAAGGAUUCCUCUGCCUGUGCUGCUGUGGGGGCCGUUUUGGCCCAGAGAGCAUUGGCUGAUGAUAUCCACAAUCUGGUAUACACUCCAAGAAAAGGCGAGAGGAUAGAAGGGAAGCUUCAAAUCGUGCUUCAGUCUGUCAUUGAUAAUGGGAUUAAUGUGAAAGUAAAGAUUAAGCAGCAAAAGAGACCCAGAAAAGUUGGAAAGCCACCUUUAGCAUAAGUCGGAUGAAGAAAGAUCAUGAGGUUGCCCU